Trachemys scripta elegans is the source of this 3745-nucleotide messenger RNA. It is a transcript of the gene CD226, whose product is annotated as CD226 molecule. Gene Ontology annotation, cellular component: external side of plasma membrane. The coding region runs from base 200 to 1267 and encodes 355 amino acids. Gene Ontology annotation, biological process: positive regulation of mast cell activation; positive regulation of T cell receptor signaling pathway; positive regulation of natural killer cell mediated cytotoxicity directed against tumor cell target. The record is from RefSeq and is a predicted model, not a curated record. NCBI's taxonomy places the organism in Eukaryota, Metazoa, Chordata, Testudines, Emydidae. The transcript has 8 exons.
CUGAGAAGCUGAGCAAGGAAGCAGCAUGUUGCCAGUAAAGGAUCCGUAGUAGUUGCAGCAGGAGGAUACAGGGCAGUGACCGGUGUCUCAUUUCAAAAGUAAAGACUUCAGUGAUAACAGUCGAUUAGGAAAUAGCAUAUUGUGAAGGGAGUCUGAAUAAAGCUGUAUCACAUAGUAAUCUACUCCAGCGUUCUCAGAGAUGGACUAUCUUGCCUGCCUUAUUGUUGUUCUCCAGUUAUCUGAAACCACAGGGGAAGGAAGAUUUGUGGAUGCAACUGUAAAACUCACCAAUAAUAUGAAUCUGGAAUGCGUCUAUCCAAAGACAGAUGGCAUGACCCAGAUGUCCUGGGUUAAGAGUAUUACAACUGGCAAAGAAACCAUUGCUGUCUCCCACCCAUUAUACGGUGUGCAUAUUGAAGACAAAUAUAAGGACAGAGUUCGUUUUAUAAAUACUUCCUCAAGAGACAAGUCCCUAAACUUCAUGAAGACCACUGAAGCUGACAUGGGCUUUUAUUUAUGCUCCAUAACUUUCCCAGAUGGAGUCUGGGAAAAGGUGGUAGAGGUUAUCCAAUCCGAUUCUUUUGAGGUAUCUGUGCCACCAACCAACCACACGAUUAUUGAACCCGGGGGAAAUGUGACACUUAGAUGUCCUUACAGUGUUGGAAGUUUGGUGCAGCAAGUGAUGUGGGAAAGGAUUAAAGCGGAUCGGAUGGAUACCAUAGUCCUGUGUAACUUGUCAGAAGGGAAAACCUAUGGUUCAGAUUACCAGGAGCGUGCAAUGAUAGACUGUGCUACUCAGGAGAGCGACAUUCUUGUCAUUCAAAAUGUUACAUCUUCUGACUCUGGAAUUUACCGCUGUCGUUACGGUGGAAACAAAACCCAUGUGAUGAGCUUGACUGUCACUAGCGAAAUCACACCGUGUACUUCUAGUCAAAAUCAGGAGGAGUACAAGCAAACAACUUUGGAUCAUCACUGGCAUAUUUUGCUCAUUGCUGGAGGGGCUGCUGCCUCAUUAUUACUACUGGUCACCAUACUGAUCAUCAGCAUCACCGCUGUUUAUCGUAAAAAAAAGAAAAGGAGAAGGAUCAUGAAGGUCCUGUCGAAAGCCCUGUAUUCUACUCAAACCCGGCCCAGUAACAGUUAUGGAAGAUCCAACUUUUGUGGUGCACAAAACAACAGAAGAGGAGUAGCAUCAGUAUCUGGGGCGAUGGACGAGAUUUAUAUCAACUACAGAGACUUCUCACGCAAACCUAAGACAAGAGCAUGAGUUUCCUUCUCGUGUCUGAAUAAAGUAACCAACGUAGAAGUACAGGCUUUGGAGCAUAGGCUUUAUUUUCUUUGUACCAGACGGACCUUUAUUUGUUUUAGUCUCCAUCAGCUAAGUGACUUUGAUUUAUCAGUGCAGCAAGAGAUUAUUUGUUUGUCUAUAAUUUACAUCUUCUGAGACUUUAUCUACAUUUUAAACAAUCAUUUUGGCAGGGAGGGAGGGAAUAAAUGAAGAGGCCAAAUUCAGAGCUGGUGUACCUCCCGUGGCACUGGAACUGCAUCUGCCUACACCAGGUCUGAAUUUCAUCCUGAAAGUUUAUAUGAACGAGUGAAGCAGAGGGAAAAUGUGUUAUUUUCUGUCUAGAUCCAGGUAUUUAACAUCUGCAGUGGCACUUUAUAUUGGGUGCUUUAUAGCGUGGCAGCAGAAUGAAACUGUUUUUGCCCACUGGUAACAUAAUACCUGCAUGUGAAGUGACAAGAUCAAAUACAUCAGGUUUCCUCUUGCCCAGAAUAAGAAGGGUUCAUGGAGCUCACCAUCCCUCCCUCUCAAUGGUCACACAAGAUGCUCUAGCAGUCACUCAGGUCCUUAUGGUUGAGAAAAAGAAAGAAAUCUGGCCCUGAGGCACAGCAACACACUCAAGUGAAAACAAAACACAAAGACACAGUCACUGACAAGUUAUAUUUAAUAAUAAUUUAUUAUAAGGUUUGGUUGCACAAAAAAUAAAUGAGAACAGGAGGAUACAGGAAUAAAUGAGGCAAAGCAGAAGAAAAAAGCAUGAUUAAGAACACUUACAAAAUGAUAUGUAUACAUACACAUACAUAUAUGUGUAUAUAUUUUGCAGGAACCUGCAGAAGAAAAUGCACAAUAAUAGAAAGAAACAAACAAACAAAACCAGAAGGCAGACCUGAGAAUUAGGGUCUACACAUCCUGUUGGCCCUUUACACAAGUGCUUUUAGUGGAAUGUCUCUAGGCGUGCGCAGGACAGUCACUUUAACAUGAAGGAGGAAUCCAGGUAAGUGAGUGCUAUCAUGAAGACUAAUAGUCACAUACAGCUGCAUACUAUAGUGCCUCAACAUACCGUAUACUGUAUGUCGGGCUAAUUAGUCAUGUCUGCUUGGCCUGGUGCUCCCUUUCUCUUUAAACAUUAGUGAAAGUGGUAUUGAACUUGAAUAUUUCUGGAAAGGGGAAAAAAGUUAACGUCAUUCUGCCUAAGCAUUAGUUACCAGUUCCAUUGAGUUUGGCAGGGAAAGAGCAUUGACAGCAGCCUGAAAGCUAAAAGCACAUUAUAGUUAGCCUCUUCCGACAGAAGGCUGUUUUCAUGUGAAUAAGAAAACAGUGGGCUAGAUUCUUCUGGUCAUUAUGUGGACAUGGGUGUCCCAAGCUACUGGGGAGGAUCACAGCAUUGUGCAGCUAGCCUACACUUCAGCUAAAUUGAAGUGUUGUAAGACUAAAAAUUCCUUCAAACCUAGCAUUGAAGAGUUUCAUUGUUUACCAUGUCAAACACCAUUAGAAAACAUCUCUCUCUUUUUUUUUUGGAUCUGUGUACUACUCAACAAAUACCUAUACACAUCAUAAGGGGUACUUUUAUUUUUUUCCACUGACUGAAGGAUUUAGGAAAUGUUAGCACAUGAACGAUGAAAUUGCAUCAUAUUGAUGAGGAUACGCAGAAAUGUACUAUUAAUAAGUUGGGUUGGGUUUUUUUUACCUGAGUUAUCACGUCAUACCAGAUCAUUGCAAAUUGUGCACAGUAUUACAAGUAGAACCCUGUAUCAGCGGCCUUUUCUCUAACCUAGAUCUGGUGAUCCCAUUUAUAGUCAAAUGCCAAGCUGUUAAAUCUAGUGGAAUUCAUUAUAUUAUGUUUCCCCGUCAGAGCUCCGGAUGCCUCAAGAUAUAACAAUCACAAAGUCGGUAGUGCCCCCCUGUUUUUUUAGAGCAGAGUUUUCGCUCGUAGUGCAUCCAUACUAGUCUAAAGAGUUGUUUUUACUGAGGGUGAAAAGAUGGGGAUUUUUUUUAACCUGAAUAGCUAUAGGAUCAGUUUAUUUUGGUUUGUUUCUGGUAAGUGUCCUUGAUAGUUCCUUGACAUGGUAGCUGAGGCCAUUAUAACAUUUCUGUGUACAUUUGUUUUUCAAAAUAAUUGAACAUUUUCCAGAUUUUAGGGGAAAAAAAUCUAUACUGCACAUCUUGGCAUUUUGUUUAAUCUAUUUUAAUUCAAAUUCCAUAGAUGUUUUGCUUCUAUGAAGACCGUAUACAGGGAAACUUGUGUCAACACAUGACACAUAGCAUAAUAAAAGUAAUAUAUUAAUCCUUUCCAAUAAACAGACCAAGCAACAGCUUAAUUUUGUACCAUUAUCGUAAAGCUAUAUCAGUGAACAGCAGCUGAACCCCAGAUGACACUAUUAAAAAUACAACCUUGUCAAUAUCCUAAACUGGCAGCAAAAUCAGUAAGUUACAAAAAUCUCUUAAGACUAAAGAGCCUGG